ACGCACGUUGAAUAGACAUCCACGGAGCGCAGCGCAACACUGAUGCGCCAAGUUAAGUACCAAAACAAGACAGUGGUGUUGCAUCGUCCUGCACACACACGCCGACGUAACCAGUGUGGAGUACUGUACUGUACUACUGUGGAAGCGAAGAGGAGAACAGCGCGAACAGAGAGGGAGAGGGGACAGAAUAUGGAUAUUGGUCUUUCGUUAAACCUUUACCUCUUUUGGAUAACCUGGGAAUUCUAAAACAUCUUUUGGCAGGUUGGAGCAUCCAACAAAGAUUCUAAUUACGGGAAAACAACGAAGUGGAACGAGAAGAAGGAUUUAUAUUUUGUUCUUUCUGCUUUUUUAUUUGGUCCCCCCAACACUUUGGAAUAGUGGGCUUUGGAAUAUAGGGGAUAUAUUGGCGGGUGACGCGUCUGCCCUGGAUAAGCGAGAAGGAUGGCAGCUUGGUUCACUUUUACCAUCGCAUUCAGCACCACUGUACUGACACAGGUAUUUGGAUCCGGUGUUUUUGAGAUCGAUCUACAUGAAUUUAAAAACAGCAAAGGAUUGCUGGAGAAUGGCAACUCGUGCAGGCUCAACUGCAGGACUUUCUUUCGUGUUUGUCUUAAGAACUACCAGGCGGUCGUGUCGCCAGGUGACUGUAUCUUUGGAAAUGCCUUGACACCGGUGCUAGGGACCAACUCCUUUAGCGCCAUGGACGGGGGAGCUUUCAGUAGACCCAUCCGACUACCGUUCAACUUCGGAUGGCCGGGAUCGUUUUCUUUGAUAAUUGAAGCCUGGUAUUCACCUUCAACAGAUCUACCUGUUGACACCAGCAACCCAGAGAUGUUGAUUAGUUCCUUUUCCAUCCAGAGACAGCUGGGCGUAGGGGCCGCCUGGUCUCUGGAUGUUCAGAGCGUCCGACAGACGGAGUUAAGGUAUUCUUACCGCUUCAUCUGCAAUGACAAUUACUACGGAGAAAGUUGUUCCAAAAUAUGCACGCCAAGGGACGACCGUUUUGGCCACUACACCUGCGACCGCGAUGGCCAGUUGUCCUGUCUGCCCGGCUGGAAGGGGGAAUACUGCGAAGAACCCAUCUGCCUCGUGGGAUGCAGUGAAGGAAACGGAAACUGCUCCAGACCUGGCGAGUGUGUGUGCAGAGAAGGUUGGCAGGGUCUGUUCUGUGAUGAGUGUAAGAAGUACCCAGCGUGUAAACAUGGCACCUGCCAACAGCCUUGGCAGUGUAACUGUAAAGAGGGCUGGGGAGGGCUCUUCUGUGACCAAGAUCUGAACUUCUGCACGCACCACCGGCCGUGUGUGAACGGGGCGACCUGCAUGAACACGGGUCAAGGCAGCUAUACCUGUACCUGUCCCCCUGGGUUCACUGGGGUCAACUGUGAGCUGGAGCUGCAGGAGUGUGACAGCGACCCCUGCAGGAACGGAGGACUCUGCACGAACCUGGAUGUUGGCUACAGGUGUUCGUGUCCGCAGGGAUUCGAGGGUUCUCACUGUGAACACAGCCUGCUGACUUGUGCCGACUCCCCCUGCUUCCACAGCGGACAGUGCCAUCAGAAGGACAACGGGCAUAGCUACAUCUGCGAGUGUCCUCCCGGAUACACAGGACUCAACUGUGAGAAGAGAGUGGACAAGUGCACAUCUCUUCCCUGCGCCAACGGCGGUCUGUGUUUGAUCCACGGUGGCGUGCGUCUGUGUAGCUGUCGCUCCGGUUUCACCGGCCAGCGCUGCGAGAUCAACAUCAACGAGUGUGCCGGGAACCCCUGCGCCAACGGAGGGACCUGCCUGGACCGUAUCAACGACUACACCUGUCACUGCCCCCAAGGGUACGUCGGACGAAACUGCGACCGUGGCCUGUACGAGUGCUCCAGCAACCCCUGUCUUAACGGAGGGCUCUGCACCGGGGGAGGGGGGCCGGGGAAACCCCCUGCCACCUGUAUCUGUCCCGUCGGCUUUACCGGAUCACACUGCCAGUUCUUUGCUGUGACCCUGCCGGUGGGCGGGGAGAGGAUCAAUGGAGAGAGCCAAGAUGGCUUCCAGUGGGCGGCAGUUUCCUUGGCUGUAGGGCUGGUUGCAUUACUGGUGCUGCUAUGCAUGGUUGGGCUUGCUCUACGGCACAUCCACAGGCGGACCGGCAGGGACAGGGGAGAUGGGGAGACCAUGAACAACCUAUCAGAUGUACAGAGGGAUAACCUAAUCCCCGCCUCCCAGCUGAAGAACACCAAUCAGAAGGUUGGACUGGAGGUGGACUGCGAAUCAGAGAAGUCAAACUUCAUCCAUAAGAACUAUCAAUUGGACUCGUAUAGUAACGCAAAGUCGAAGGAGUUGAAAGAUGAUACGUCGCAAGAGGAUAGAAGCAAAAGUCAUGUGAUCUAUGACACGUGUUUAGAAGAGAAAAUACCUCUGGGUAGAAUGUACAGUGAAAAGUCGGAGUGUAGGAUAUCAACGAUAUGUUCCCCUCGAGACGCUCAGAUCUACCAGUCCGUCUUUGUUAUAGGAGAGGAGCGGAGGGCGUGCGUCAUAGCAACAGAGGUAUAAGCUGCGAGGGGUAUGAAGAAGCGAGGGAGCGAUAGAGGAGAAACACAAUCGAGGCAGAAUUUUUUUUUCUUUUUUUUUCUGGAUUGUUUACAAAAAAAUCUGAGAAAAGACUGGAGACUGUUUCUGAUGUCACCUUUUGAUGUCACUGCUGAUGUCACUGCCGAUGUCACUGGUGAUGUCACUGGUGAUGUCACUGCCGAUGUCACUGCCGAUGUCACUGGUGAUGUCACUGCCGAUGUCACUGCCGAUGUCACUGCCGAUGUCACUGGUGAUGUCACUGCCGAUGUCACUAGUGAUGUCACUGCCGAUGUCACUGGUGAUGUCACUGCCGAUGUCACUAGUGAUGUCACUGCCGAUGUCACUGCCGAUGUCACUAGUGAUGUCACUGCCGAUGUCACUGCUGAUGUCACUGCCGAUGUCACUGCCGAUGUCACUGCCGAUGUCACUAGUGAUGUCACUGCCGAUGUCACUGCCGAUGUCACUGCUGCUCUGGAACACUUGAGAGAUGGCGAGAGAGAGACGAUGAGACAGAGAUGGACGAACCUUCUCCUCUUCUCUGUAAACAAACUAAUGAACACUUUAUUGACCGAGUGUUUGUAUACAAAACGUGUACAGUAGCGGUCAUGAACCUAUUGACUUCUGGGAACGGUUAAACAAAUGGUUAAAUCAACUGGUAAAAUGGUUAAAAGACUGACUGAACUUGAAUGUCAGCAAGCAAAACAACAAACUUGAACUGAACUCAUCUGUCAUUGGCAGCAAUGGAGGAGAGACUAGGUGAAACAAGACAAAUGGCCCGGAGCUCGUAGUUGACCCCUGACCUCUCAGUUGACCCCUGCCCGACCUAAUCAUGGGGACUUCGACAGCCAACUAAUCAAAAUGGAGGUGCCUGAGAUCUUUAAUCCCUAGCCAGCAUCAUUCACCAGCUAUGCAAGACCCAAGGUCCAGGGUGGAGCCAACUCGCUGAAACUGACCAACCAACCGCAAACAACCGACUGACUAGUUGAUGAAAACCACAGACUAACCACAGACUAACCACAGACUAACCACAGACUAACCACAGACUAACCACUGAGAACGAUGAAUGUCUGACUGAACAAACGUCUCAACUGUCAGUCACUCCGAACAAAACGCCUGGUCGGACUUUUCCAGACUUUUUCAUUCCAUGCAACUGGGUGAAAAGAUGCGGCCCAAAAUGACUAGAAGCCUAAACAAGAGUUUCAAUGCUAAAACUAAACACUUGUCUCUCCACGGAGCACAAAGAAAAACACAGGUGGGGAAAAAAAUGUUUUUCCAUCAACAGGAAUUUGGAGGAGGAGGAUAUAUCCCAAAUGGAGCCCUAUUCCCUAUAUAGUACACUACUAUAGACCAGAGCCCUAUUCCCUAUAUAGUACACUACUAUAGACCAUAGCCCUAUUCCCUAUAUAGUACACUACUAUAGACCAGAGCCCUAUUCCCUAUAUAGUACACUACUAUAGACCAGAGCCCUAUUCCCUAUAUAGUACACUACUAUAGACCAUAGCCCUAUUCCCUAUAUAGUACACUACUAUAGACCAGAGCCCUAUUCCCUAUAUAGUACACUACUAUAGACCAGAGCCCUAUUCCCUAUAUAGUGUACUACUAUAGACCAGAGCCCUAUUCCCUAUAUAGUACACUACUAUAGACCAUAGCCCUAUUCCCUAUAUAGUACACUACUAUAGACCAGAGCCCUAUUCCCUAUAUAGUACACUACUAUAGACCAGAGCCCUAUUCCCUAUAUAGUGUACUACUAUAGACCAGAGCCCUAUUCCCUAUAUAGUACACUACUAUAGACCAUAGCCCUAUUCCCUAUAUAGUACACUACUAUAGACCAGAGCCCUAUUCCCUAUAUAGUACACUACUAUAGACCAGAGCCCUAUUCCCUAUAUAGUGGCACUACUAUAGACCAGAGCCCUAUUCCCUAUAUAGUGUACUACUAUAGAGCAGAGCCCUAUUCCCUAUAUAGUGGUACUACUAUAGACCAGAGCCCUAUUCCCUAUAUAGUACACUACUAUAGACCAGAGCCCUAUUCCCUAUAUAGUGGCACUACUAUAGACCAGAGCCCUAUUCCCUAUAUAGUGGCACUACUAUAGACCAGAGCCCUAUUCCCUAUAUAGUGGUACUACUAUAGACCAGAGCCCUAUUCCCUAUAUAGUGUACUACUAUAGAGCAGAGCCCUAUUCCCUAUAUAGUGGUACUACUAUAGACCAGAGCCCUAUUCCCUAUAUAGUGGUACUACUAUAGACCAGAGCCCUAUUCCCUAUAUAGUGGUACUACUAUAGACCAGAGCCCUAUUACCUAUAUAGUGGCACUACUAUAGACCAGAGCCCUAUUCCCUAUGUAGUGGUACUACUAUAUACCAGAGCCCUAUUCCCUAUAUAGUGGUACUACUAUAGACCAGAGCCCUAUUCCCUAUAUAGUGCACCAGAGCCCUAUUCCCUAUACAGUGCACUACUAUAGAACAGAGCCCUAUUCCCUAUAUAGUGGUACUACUAUAGACCAGAGCCCUAUUCCCUAUAUAGUGGUACUACUAUAGAGCAGAGCCCUAUUCCCUAUAUAGUGGUACUACUAUAGACCAGAGCCCUAUUCCCUAUAUAGUGGCACUACUAUAGACCAGAGCCCUAUUCCCUAUAUAGUGGUACUACUAUAGACCAGAGCCCUAUUCCCUAUAUAGUGUACUACUAUAGAGCAGAGCCCUAUUCCCUAUAUAGUGGUACUACUAUAGACCAGAGCCCUAUUCCCUAUAUAGUACACUACUA
Molecule: messenger RNA, 5312 nt
Organism: Oncorhynchus nerka (sockeye salmon)
Lineage: Eukaryota; Metazoa; Chordata; Actinopteri; Salmoniformes; Salmonidae
Product: delta-like protein 4
Exons: 11
Coding region: 442-2538 (698 amino acids)
Biological process (GO): multicellular organism development; negative regulation of Notch signaling pathway; Notch signaling pathway
Cellular component (GO): plasma membrane
Molecular function (GO): calcium ion binding; Notch binding
Source: RefSeq, a predicted model, not a curated record